CCAGUCCUGGAAGGCGCAGAGGACGUGGAGUGGGGGAGGCUGCGUUCCUAUGUGCGAAGGGCCAGCCGGGCACGCAGUCCUCAGACCCUGGUCCUCACCCGGCAGGUCUCCACGGCACCUGCUGCGCCCUCCUCGCCGCUCCCCCAACCUCCAGCCUCCCCACCUCAGAAAACUACCAGUUAUCUCCCGCACCCCGGCGCGCCUUUCCCAGGAACGUGCGGAGGCGGGAGAAAGGGAAGACACGAAGGGGGUGGGGAUGUGGAGCGACCGUCCCAGCCUUCCCCGCCCGCCACCCCCACCCCAACUCGGCAGCCGUCACGUGGUGCCUGGAGUGGGAGGUUGGGAGAAAAGGCGAGACUUUUGUGGGUGUUCCGGAUCGCCAGUAGUUCCUUCAGUCUCAGCCGCCAACUCCGGAGGCGCGGUGCUCGGCCCGGGAGCGCGAGCGGGAGGAGCAGAGACCCGCAGCCGGGAGUCCGAGCGCGGGCGAUGCAGGCGCUGCGAGCGGCACCUGCGGCUCCUCUAAGCUACGACCGUCGUCUCCGCGGCAGCAGCGCGGGCCCCAGCAGCCUCGGCAGCCACAGCCGCUGCAGCCGGCGCAGCCUCCGCUACGGUCGCCUCCUCUGAUGCGCCUGCCCGCUCCGGGCCCCGGGACUCCGAGAGAAUGUGGGUCCUAGGCAUCGCGGCAACUUUUUGCGGAUUGUUCUUGCUUCCAGGCUUUGCGCUGCAAAUCCAGUGCUACCAGUGUGAAGAAUUCCAGCUGAACAACGACUGCUCCUCCCCUGAGUUCAUCGUGAAUUGCACGGUGAACGUUCAAGACAUGUGUCAGAAAGAAGUGAUGGAGCAAAGUGCCGGGAUCAUGUACCGCAAGUCCUGUGCAUCAUCAGCGGCCUGUCUCAUCGCUUCUGCCGGGUACCAGUCCUUCUGCUCCCCAGGGAAACUGAACUCAGUUUGCAUUAGCUGCUGCAACACCCCUCUUUGUAACGGGCCAAGGCCCAAGAAAAGGGGAAGUUCUGCCUCGGCCCUCAGGCCAGGGCUCCCCACCACCAUCCUGCUCCUCAAAUUAGCCCUCUUCUCGGCACACUGCUGAAGCUGAAGGAGAUGCCACGCCCUCCUGCAUUGUUCUUCCAGCCCUCGCCCCCACCCCCCCACCUCCCUGAGUUUCUUCUGGGUGUCCUUUUAUUCUGGGUAGGGAGCGGGAGUCCGUGUUCUCUUUUGUUCCUGUGCAAAUAAUUGAAAGAGCUCAGUGUAAAGCAUUCUGAAUAAAUUCAGUCUUACUGAAUUUUCAGUAUGUACUUGAAGGAAGGAGGUGGAGUGAAAGUUCACCCCCAUGUCUGUGUAACCAGAGUCAAGGCCAGGCUGGCAGAGUCAGUCCUUAGAAGUCACUGAGGUGGGCAUCUGCCUUUUAUAAAGCCUCCAGUGUCCAUUCCAUCCCUGAUGGGGGCAUAGUUUAUUAUUUUGAGACUGCAGAGUGAGGGUGACAGUUUCUUGGGGCUGGAGGGCCAGUUCCCACUCAAGGCUCCCUCGCUUGACAUUCAAACUUCAUGCUCCUGAAAACCAUUCUCUGCAGCAGAAUUGGCUGGUUUCGCGCCUGAGUUGGACUCUAGUGACUCGAGACUCAAUGGCUGGGACUUUGACUGGGGCUCGGCCUCGCUCUGAAAAGUGCUUAAGAAAACCUUGUUAGUUCUCCUUGCAGAGGACUGGCGCCGGGACGCGAAGAGCAGCGGGCGCUGCACAAAGCGGGCGCUGUCGGUGGUGGAGUGCGCGUGGACGCGCAGGCGCUUCUCGUGGUUGGCGUGCUGCAGCGACAGGCGGCAGCACAGCACCUGCACGAACACCCGCCGAAACUGCUGCGAGGACACCGUGUACAGGAGCGGGUUGAUGACCGAGCUGAGGUAGAAAAACGUCUCCGAGAAGGGGAGGAGGAUCAUGUACGCCCGGAAGUAGGACCUCGUCCAGUCGUGCUUGGGUUUGGCCGCAGCCAUGAUCCUCCGAAUCUGGUUGGGCAUCCAGCAUACGGCCAAUGUCACAACGAUCAGCCCUGGGCAGACGCGAGCAGGAGGGAGAGACAGAAAAGAGAGAAACACAGUAAAUAAAUAAAUAAAACCAUAAAAUAUUUAGCCCCUCUGUUCUGUGCUUACUGGCCAGGAAACGGUACCAAUUUUUCAGUGUUGGACUUGACAGCUUCUUUUGCCACAAGCGAGAGAAUUUAACACUGUUUCCAACCCGGGGGAGUUGGCUGUGUUAAAGAAAGACCAUUAAAUGCUUUAGACAGUGUAUUUAUACCGGUUGAUGUCUGUUAAUUUUAAAAAAAUGUUUUUAUUGGUGUGUGUUUGCAUAUCCAGAAAGCAGUUUAUGUUAUCCAUAAAUCUGGUCUUGUCUUUUUGUUUUAAAGAAAAAGAUGUAUACAUACAGUAUAGCUGCAUUAGAUAAAGCAGUGUUUGUAUUUUAAAGGAUGUCUGCACAAAGAAGACCUAGUGAUAUUUUUAAAUCAAAUGGAAGUAGUGUCCCUUUGGCAGCAAAGCAGCAUAUUUAAUGACACUGGUUUUGCAUUCAGUUUCAGGGGAAGCAAAAUCAGGAAUAGCCUGUCACCAAGAAUGUUUUUUGGACAUAAACAUGUUGCAUUCAGUUUCAGGGGAAGCAAAAUCAGGAAUAGCCUGUCAGUCACCAAGAAUGUUUUUUGGACAUAUACAUGCUAGGUAUGCACACCUAUAAUCAUGAUGCUCAUAUCUGCAACAGCACAUGUGUUUCUUUUCAGACACUUUUAGAUCCCUCAUGUGGGGAAAAAGAAUUAUUCAGAGAUGGCAAAUAAUAAAAAACUUCCUUCUAGUUCAGCCAGUAACAUAUUCCCUCCCUUUGCAGCACUGAGCUGUGCUGUCAACAGCCCAGAAGCAAUCAGGCCCUAGAGAAGAGACCACUCAAAGGCCCUUCUGUAGAUCAAAUGUUUACUGCAUGUACAUUUGUUUGCAUGCCCACAUAUUUGUAUUCCAACUUAAGUAACCACCAUCAGUUCUGCAAUUCUGACAGAGAUAAAGAUGCUACAUAGACCACAAACAACUGAAAUCACAGGUAUCAUGAGAGUUUAGUUACAGUGACAAAAGCAAAAAAGAAAAAAGGAAGAUCAGGGGAUCUGUGAAGCAUUUGCUCUCUCUUUUCGUAAGGAGCCAAGACACCCAGAGUAAAUUCCCCUGUAGAGAGCUGCUAUGUUAAAGCAGGAUUUGCAUUUUCAGAAAUGCUUGCUUCGUCUCCUACAUUUCAAUCGUAGUAAGAAACAUUUAUUCACGUUUUCAAUCCUCUGAUUUUCUAGAAACCCUAGGGAAGUGACAGUUGGCAGUGAAUGCUUCCCGCCUAUGACCCAUGGUAAAUAUUCUAUUAAUAAAUGGGGGCCAGACAUGGUGGUGCAUGCCUGAUAUCUCAGCACUUUGGGAGGCCAAGGCAGAAGGAUCACUUAAGCCUAGAAAUUUGAGACCCACCCUAGGCAACAUAGCGAGACCCCGUCACUACAACCAAAUAGAAAAACUUAGCCAGGCAUGGUGGUACAUACACACCUGUGGUCUCAGACACUUGGUGGGGCUGAGGUGGGAGGAUCACUUGAGCCCGAGAGGUCAAGGCUACAGUGAGACACGAAUGUGCCACUGCACUCCAGCCUGGCUGACAGAGUGAAACUGUCUCGAUAAACAAAUAAAUGCUCCAGGAAAAAACAGCCACAUUCACACAUCCAGAAUUGAGCCUCCUGUAUGCACUGGCCUGAGUAUUCCUUGCCCGCUGUUGUUGGAGGGGACCCUAGCUGUGUUCAAAUCCUCCACAAAUCCAUAUGUGAGCAAGGAAGGCCUUGGAAACUCUUCUCCUUUGUUAAUUUCCACAGGUUUCUCCUGUCAACUCCCAGCCUAAAACUUUGAAAUAUAAACCAAUUUGUUUAUUUUUUCCUUUGAGUUUGCUAUCCUGAGAACAUCCAGUAAAUCUAAAACUAAAAUAAGUGAACUAACAUACUGAUCUGAUCAAAGAAUGGUUAAAAAAAAUACCACCUUAAUUCAAGAGUUUAUUCUGAAUCACCUAGUUACAGAUGCUGGAUAGGAACAACAACAACAACAAAAA
This is a messenger RNA of Pongo pygmaeus (Bornean orangutan), 4092 nucleotides long. It is a transcript of the gene LYPD1, whose product is annotated as LY6/PLAUR domain containing 1. Gene Ontology annotation, biological process: acetylcholine receptor signaling pathway. Bases 662 to 1087 code for a protein of 141 amino acids. The record is from RefSeq and is a predicted model, not a curated record. The transcript is spliced from 3 exons. NCBI's taxonomy places the organism in Eukaryota, Metazoa, Chordata, Mammalia, Primates, Hominidae. Gene Ontology annotation, molecular function: acetylcholine receptor inhibitor activity.